AUGGCUGUCCGUGACCUAGUCGCCGAACCCUCGCUAUUGCCCGUGUUGUCCACCAGCGCCGAGACCCGCGAUCAAUGCCAGCGCUUGCUGGCUGCCUUGGAUCCGACCGCAGACCCCGACCCGCAAGAAGCAGCCCUGACCGCGUCGAAGGAACAAAAACGGUUAUUUGCUCUGCUGGCUCGCCUGCGUGGUCAGAAUCGUGAGGCAAUUCUCCGCGUGCGUGAGACGAAACAAUCCACCGCCGAAGGUCGCCAGGAGAUCGACCGGUUACAUCUUCAGCUGCAGAACCUGUACUAUGAGCAACGGCAUUUGACGGGUGAAAUCGCCGCCUGCGAGUCUUAUGACCACAAAUAUCUCGCCCUUCCGCUCAUCCCUGUCGAGGAGUUUCUGGCCCUUUUCCCCGAACACAACGACUCCGAUGCCCACGAACUCAUGGUGGCCCGAAUCAAUCAUGAACAUGCCGAGCGUGAGAAACUUGAGCAAGCCCGCCAGGAGCUUCUCAAGCGCAAGCAGGCUUUGAUCGCUGAAAACAACAAGCGAAAGGAUGAUUUGGCCAGCUUAGACCAGGAUCUGGAGCGGUUUAUCGAUUCUACAACGGGGUAUGGAUGGCGGAGUUACAUUGCGGUGAUUUCGGCGAUCGCAGGGCUGUUCCGCCCGUCGACUACUUGUCCUCCACCAUCGUCACCUUUCAUCCGUCGCUCUUCCACUCCCCCCUCCUCUCCAUCAUCACUCCCUGCACACUACAGUGCAACCGGAUCGCCCCUUAGUUUCCGGCCAAAGCAUGUCCUGACCAUGACCGAUAAGAAUGAAGACCGGGGGUCUUCCUCGCUGACUCCCCAAGCCGACUCCAUGGCUACUCCGUCCGCCCCGCGAGCUCCUCCCCCGGAGAAGCCAGAGGCCAUUCAGACGCGGUUCAAAGUGAUCGCUGCCUUCUGGGCCGUCAUAAUUUUCCUGGGAUUUCCGAUCUGGUGGAAAACGACGUCCAUCUACCGCGCUCGAUUGCCUGUCGAGGAGAUGGUGGAUUGGGCCGAUGGAAAGAUUUGUCGCCCAGUUUUCCCUCUUGAUAUUCGAUUCGAUACCCCAUCCCUUCCAGAGUUCGACGCGCAGCAUCUUCUCCGGGCCACGCAACACGCCCUCGAUGACCUGAAUGAGUUCUCCGCGCAUCAUCUCCGACUCAAGCUGUCCAACGACAGAGAAGAGGGGAAGGCCGAUACCGCGCUAACCGUUCGUCUACUCGCGCGCGAUAACUUGACUGCUCCUCAGUCGGAGCUUCAUGCCGACACUACGCAGCUGGAUGUUUAUUACCCGCCCAGCCAGGUGCCCCCUCCGUCGUCCUCCAACCCGCCACUCUCGGGAUACAUCGCAGGGACGCUCCAGAAUUUGUUCACGGAAGAGAAAGCCAUCGUGGCGCAUGUGCUGUCCGACAACAAUGUCGUGAGCGCUAAUACCAACACCCCGGCCUCGUCGAACAAUCAGCAGCCCUCUGCGCUUCUCAAUUCCAUCUCUCCGCAGCUGGCAGAGAGUAUCAGCCGGCGGUUGCGCCGCUCCAUGAAGCACGCAGACACGUAUCACCUGGCCUUCUCAUUGUUUACGCCAGGCUCGCAACCCUCGUCGUGGGAUAUUCAGGCUGCCGUGGAGGAGUAUAUUUCGCCUCUCCUUGAUGCCUACUCCCCCAUCAGCAACUUUACCGUCGACACUCAGGUGCAGCUCUACGCGGGCUUCUCGCCAACGGCACCUCUCCCGGAAUACGACGAGUCGCAGGGGGCGUGGACCCUCAAGACGGAAGAUUUGAGCGCUUUCAUCAACGCAGCCGAAUGGCCCUUGAGCCCUAGCAUUGGUAGCGGCCCCACGAUCAAUUUCAUUCUCUACGUGCCUGAUCCCUCUCAAUCCCCGAUGGUUGUGAAGGAGAGCAGCGCCACCAGCUGGAUCAUCCCUCAAUGGGGCGGGGCCUUUCUUCUCAACCCUCCCUUGUCCAGGAUGACCGAGAAUCCCAGCAAUCCCUCAUAUCUGCCCCAGGAGUCUCUCCGCCCGGCUUUCUUGACCUUCUCCCACCAGCUUUUGACCCUACUGGGCGCGCCUACUACACCAUCCUCCCUUCCUUUUCGCCUGCAAACCCUCAUUCGCAUUCGCGCCGCAACCCUUCUUUUCUCCGCCUCUUCCACGAUGGGCUCUCUCGCCCGUCUUACCGAGUCCUUGCCCUCCAUUCCCAUCCCCGCCUCGGUCGCGACCUCCGUGUCCACGACCCUCAGUCAUCUAGCGUCCGCAUGCACUCAUCUCCAAGAGGGUCGCUUCCAAGCGGCAUUGAGCAACGCCCGCGUUGCCGAGUCGGAGGCCGAGCGCAGCUUCUUCGAGAAAAGCAUGGUCGGUCAGGUUUAUUUCCCCGACGAACACAAGGUGGCAGUCUAUCUCCCCUUGUUGGGACCCAUCGGGGUACCUCUAGUUGUUGGGCUGCUCAAGGAAGUCAAACGAGCAGUGGCCAGCUGGAAAGCUAAGAGAGCGCGUUCGUGA
This is a messenger RNA of Aspergillus affinis, 2508 nucleotides long. RefSeq lists its product as uncharacterized. Lineage: Eukaryota; Fungi; Ascomycota; Eurotiomycetes; Eurotiales; Aspergillaceae. The record is from RefSeq and is a predicted model, not a curated record. The transcript is spliced from 4 exons. Gene Ontology annotation, cellular component: GPI-anchor transamidase complex. The coding region runs from base 1 to 2508 and encodes 835 amino acids. Gene Ontology annotation, biological process: attachment of GPI anchor to protein.